This is a messenger RNA of Kwoniella shivajii, 705 nucleotides long. RefSeq lists its product as uncharacterized. The coding region runs from base 1 to 705 and encodes 234 amino acids. Lineage: Eukaryota; Fungi; Basidiomycota; Tremellomycetes; Tremellales; Cryptococcaceae. The transcript is spliced from 4 exons. The record is from RefSeq and is a predicted model, not a curated record.
AUGUUCGCCAAAUCAGUUGUUCUUUUCCUUGCUUUAGCUGGAUCAGCUUUAUCUGCCGAUCUCACCAUCCAGACUCCAGCUUCAUUAAUCACAUGUCAACCUGCACUUUUAUCUUGGACAGGUGGUCAAUCCCCUUAUUACCUUGCUGUUAUUCCAGGUGGUGAACCUUCAGCUGCUGCUUUACAAGAUUUAGGUGAACAAACUGGUAAUUCAUUAACUUGGACCGUCAACAUCGCUUCUGGUACUUCUAUCACCCUCAAAGUAACUGAUUCUACUGGUACCGUGAACUACAACCAAGCUGUCACUAUCCAAGCUGGUUCCAGCACCAACUGUUUGACCGCUGCUGCUACCAGCUCAGCUGCUUCAGCCUCGACUCCUGCCGCUGUCAGCACUGCUUCCAACGCUGCUGGAGUAGUCACCUCAGCUGCAUCAGGUUCAUCUAUGAUGUCUGCCUCUGCCAGUUCCGCCAUGAUGUCAGCUUCUUCCGCAGCUGCCUCCUCCGCUGUCGCUUCCAAGGCUUCUUCCGCCGCUUCAUCAGGUGUAGCUGCUGCUUCUGCCGCCAAAUCUUCCGGAGCUUCAGUCGCCUCUGCUGCUGCGUCCGCUGCCUCUUCAGCUGUAGCUUCUUCAGCCGCUAUGCCAGCUUCUAUGCUCAACGGUGCUGUCGUCGCCGUUGCUGCCGGUGUUGUAGGUCUUGCUUUCGCUUAA